Ruditapes philippinarum (Manila clam) is the source of this 810-nucleotide messenger RNA. Its product is annotated as ectonucleotide pyrophosphatase/phosphodiesterase family member 5-like. NCBI's taxonomy places the organism in Eukaryota, Metazoa, Mollusca, Bivalvia, Venerida, Veneridae. The record is from RefSeq and is a predicted model, not a curated record.
AUGUAUUGCAUGACCAUGUAGUACCCGUGACAGCCAUAGUUACUCCCCUUUUUUAAUUGAACGCCUCGAAACAGACAUGUAAAAACAAGCGACAAUCAACGGUUGGCCAGGUUGAGGUUAAAAUUAAUUCGUGCAAGAUCGACAGAAAUUGCACAAUCAACACAACAACAAAUGGGAUUUGCACAUUUUGUAUCGGGCUGGAGAUGGUUUAUUUUAAUAUUUGUAUUUGAUAUGUUAUCAUCCGCAGUUGCACUGCCAAAAUUGAUACUAAUUUCCAUGGACGGAUUCAGAUAUGAUUAUUUAAACUUGAUACCAGAGGAAGAAACCGAACAUUUUCAGUUUAUGAUAAAAAACGGUGUUAAAGCUAAAUAUGUCAUGAACGUUUUUCCUUCGGUCACUUACGCAAACCAUUACUCAAUAUUAACUGGAUUGUACCCUGAAAGCCACGGAAUUGUCCAUAAUUUAUUCUAUGACUCUAUAUGGAACGAAUAUUUUGCAUUAACCAACAGGCGGGACAACGUUGAUCCGUUUUGGUAUGACGUCGGUGCUGAGCCAAUUUAUGUUACAAAUCAAAAUGCAGGUGGUUUUUCAGGUUCAAUCGUCUGGCCAUGCGGGACUGGUGAAGUGAAGGGCGUUAAACCAAACAAAAUAAUUCCUAAUGCUUACUGGUUCACGGAAAUGAAUAGCACAUAUCGCGUGGACACUCUUAUCAGUUGGUUUACAGAUCCACACCAACCAAUUAAUUUAGGUCUUCUAUACUUCCCUGAACCUGAUGAAAUCGCUCAUGCAACUGGUGCAGGUUCUGAAAAU